Messenger RNA from Phytophthora sojae, 1351 nucleotides. RefSeq lists its product as hypothetical. The transcript has a single exon. The record is from RefSeq and is a predicted model, not a curated record. Gene Ontology annotation, biological process: cellular response to hydrogen peroxide; hydrogen peroxide catabolic process. Gene Ontology annotation, molecular function: catalase activity; heme binding. Gene Ontology annotation, cellular component: cytosol. Lineage: Eukaryota; Oomycota; Peronosporomycetes; Peronosporales; Peronosporaceae. The annotation marks the transcript as partial.
CAUGGGCAUGAACGACCGCGAGACGGUGGCGCUGAUCGGCGGCGGCCACGCCUUCGGCAAGACGCACGGUGCUUGCCCGACAGGCCCGGGCCCCGAUCCGACGCAGGACCCGCUGAACCCCUGGCCGGGAACUUGCGGCGAGGGCGCCAUGAAGGGAAAGGGCAACAACACCUUCACGGGCGGCUUCGAGGGCUCGUGGACGUUCACGCCCACCAAGUGGGGCAACGGCUACUUCAAGGGCCUCACCAACUUGGAGUGGGAGAAGUUCGACGGCCCGGGCGGCCACGUGCAGUGGCGCCCCGUGCCCGACACAACGCCGCCCGUGCGCAUGCUCACGGCCGACAUCGCGCUGCUGCACGACGAGAGCUACCACAACAUCUCGCUCGAGUUCGCGGCCAACCAGACCGCGCUGGACGAGGAGUUCUCGCACGCCUGGUACAAGCUCAUGUCGCGCGACCUGGGCCCCGUGGCUCGCUGCCGCGGCAAGGACGUGCCGCCCGCGCAGCCGUUCCAGAACCCGCUGCCGCCGACGCCCGCCUCGCUGGCGGACUUCGACGCCGUGCGCUCGGACAUCCGCUCGCUGCUGACCAAGUCGGUGGACGGCUUGACGAGCGACUCGAGCAGCGACGGCACGCCGUACAACGGCGCGCUGUUCGUGCACGCGGCGUGGCAGUGCGCGUCGACGUUCCGCAUCACCGACUACGCUGGCGGCUGCAACGGCGCCAGGAUCCGCUUCUCGCCGGAGAAGGACUGGCCGGUGAACGCCGGUGUGGACAAGAUCAUCUCGGCGCUGGAGCCCGUGAAGGAGUCGUACCCGACGCUGUCGACGGCCGACCUGAUCGUGCUGGCGGGCCAGGUGGCCCUCGAGGACGCCGGCAACGUGACCAUCGACUUCCUGGGUGGCCGCACGGACGCCGACAACGGCAACGGCACGGAGAUCCUGGCCCCGCGCGAGUACUACAACACGACGCUGAUCGCCGUGCGCGACAACAUCAAGAUCCUGGGCGUGUCCCCGUACGAGGCCGUGGCUCUGGCGGGCCGUCCGCGCAGCGUGGCGCAGCAGAAGGUGCUGGGCUACAGCGGCUCGUACAGCAACGACUCACUCACGCUGUCGAACGAGUACUUCCAGGUGCUCCUGAACGAGACGUGGACAGAGGUGUCGGCGAAGGAGUACAAGGCGGAGGGCAAGGACGUGUACAUGAUGGACACGGAUCUGGCUCUGCUGGCGGCGCCCGAGCUGAAGGAGGCGGUGCAGCUGUUCGCGUCCGAGGAGGCCGUCUUCAAGCACGUGUUCUCUUCGGCGUGGGCCAAGGUCAUGACGGCCGACCACUUCAACGCGAGCAGCUACUAA